Molecule: messenger RNA, 687 nt
Organism: Histoplasma capsulatum G186AR
Lineage: Eukaryota; Fungi; Ascomycota; Eurotiomycetes; Onygenales; Ajellomycetaceae
Product: MTHFS protein
Exons: 2
Coding region: 1-687 (228 amino acids)
Biological process (GO): folic acid-containing compound biosynthetic process; tetrahydrofolate interconversion
Cellular component (GO): mitochondrion
Molecular function (GO): 5-formyltetrahydrofolate cyclo-ligase activity
Source: RefSeq, a predicted model, not a curated record
AUGGCUACUCUGCAAACAGCCAAGAAGGAACUACGCAAAAAGCUUCGGAGAAUACUCUCAGAAGUAUCCAAAGAGUCCGUAAUGGCACAAUCAUCGAUCGUCACGACAAAUCUACUGGCACUCCCUGAAUACCACGCAGCCAAAAGGCUCAGUGUCUAUCUCUCAAUGCCCUCUGGUGAAAUCUCAACAAUCGAAAUUGUUCGUGAUGCUUUUAGCCGAGGCAAGCAAGUAUACGUCCCUUAUCUCUACCAAUCGGACCCAGCCGCAGCGGCAACACAGGGUCGUUCCUCGGUCAUGGAAAUGCUAGCGCUACGCUCUCUUGAAGACUAUGAAUCCCUACAAGCCGAUAGAUGGGGUAUCCCGACACUAGAUGCGGAUACAAUUGGCAGUCGGAGGAAUUGUUUGGGUGGGUACGGUAUCCCCGCUGGAGUAACCACUCAAUCAGGUAGCACGAUGACAGAAUCAGAGUCACCCGCAACCGUCAACGAAAGUUCAGGAUUGGAUUUGGUUGUUAUGCCCGGGCUAGCUUUUGACGAACAGUUGCAAAGAUUGGGACACGGCAAGGGGUAUUAUGACCAUUUCAUCAAUCGAUUGAUGGGUAAUAAGCAAAAUGGUGGAGAAGAAAAUAAAGCAGGCAUGCGGAAACCACAUCUCGGUAAGGAAGCUAUCCAACUCAACAGGAAAUGA